GGGGAGACGCUGAAGUCCUAAGAAUAAGACUUGGUCCUCGCUCUUUUUCUCGGCAGUUCAGUUCCUUGUGAGACAGGGUACUGCUGCAACUAUCAGAGUUGUUAAACGUACUGUAGUAUUGAUAGUUUGUCUUGGAUAUAGUAUAAGCAGCCACGAAAGUACGAAAACAUGGCAACGGAGAAGCAGAGUCCGUUCCUGUCCGGUGGACCGACCCGUCGGGACCGUCUCCCCGUGUUGGUCGGGCCGCUGGUCGGCGUCCUGGCCGCCCUGGUGUGCGGGAUCAGCGUGCUGACGGGGGUGGUGGUGGUGCACAACAUGCAGCAGGAGCUGACAGGUGUGAGGCGGGAGUUAUCAGUCCUGCAGACCGAGAAUACCGGACUGAGGGAUCUGCAGCAGGAGCUGACAGGUGUGAGGCGGGAGUUAUCAGUCCUGCAGACCGAGAAUACCGGACUGAGGGAUCUGCAGCAGGAGCUGACAGGUGUGAGGCGGGAGUUAUCAAUCCUGCAGACCGAGAAUACCGGACUGAGGGGUCUGCAGCAGGAGCUGACAGGUGUGAGGCGGGAGUUAUCAGUCCUGCAGACCGAGAAUACCGGACUGAGGGGUCUGCAGCAGGAGCUGACAGGUGUGAGGCGGGAGUUAUCAGUCCUGCAGACCGAGAAUACCGGACUGAGGGGUCUGCAGCAGGAGCUGACAGGUGUGAGGCGGGAGUUAUCAGUCCUGCAGACCGAGAAUACCGGACUGAGGGGUCUGCAGCAGGAGCUGACCACCGCUAGAGAGCGACUGGCUGUCCUAGAAAACCUCCAAGGCUUCGCUGGCGAGGAUCAGGCCGUUGAUCUGUCUGAAAACGACGGUUUGAUGACGCCUGACGACAGGGACCAUGGUUCCGUGCGAGUGAAGAGACAGGGAGGGAGUUGCCCACAGGGACCGCCUGGUCCCGCGGGACGGGACGGACGGGACGGAGUCCAAGGCCCUGCCGGACCGACCGGGCCUGUCGGCCUACAGGGUCCAGCCGGGAACAAGGGAGACACGGGGCCACCGGGAAGAGACGGAGGAAGUGUGUACACCCGAUGGGGGAGGAAGACUUGUGCUGGUAACAGCGGAGCAGAGCUGGUGUAUUCGGGUGUGGCAGGCGGUACAGCAUACAGUCAUCCAGGUGGCGGGACCAACUACCAGUGUCUGCCCACCAACCCACAGUGGGGGAGGUACCAAGAUGGAGUCCAAGGGUCGAGCUUUAUGUACGGAGCAGAGUACGAAUUGAGCACAAACUACCCAUUCGGCUCCAGAUCCCUUCACGACGACAACGUCCCGUGUGCGGUCUGCUACGUGCCAACCCGCGGCAGUAAGUUGAUGAUCCCCGCCCGUAACACCUGCCCCACCGGCUGGACCCAGGAGUACGAUGGGUACCUCAUGGCUGGUUACUACAACCACCCCGGUGCUAAAGAUUUUGUCUGUGUGGAUGAACAGCCUGAGGCCGUACAGGGCGGACACGCCAACCAUAACGGGGCGCUGAUGUACCCCGUGGAAGCCCGCUGUGGGUCCCUGCCGUGUCCUAACUACGUGGAAGGGAGGGAGCUCACCUGUGUCGUCUGCACGAAGUAGCAGAACCUCCUCCUACGCGCAUACCGUUUCUUUUUCUUGUGCUAAAACCGCAAUUAAUUCUUACAAAGCUCGUUUUGUGAUUACAAUUCUAUGAAAGUACAUGAACUUACAUGCAAUGUCAGAAAGUACAUGUAAUACACACAUAGAUGUAUCAAUGCGUCAACAAAAUUGAUUCCCUAAAAGGUGAAUUCUUUCAAAUCAUUGUGAAAGAUUUUUGAUAUUUCCAGCAAUGACACAUUGUGUUUAUAGGUUUAAGAGAGUCAUAGAAAGAUCUCCAUAUGCAGUGGCUGAAUGUAUCUUGGAAUAUGAAGAUAAUAAAAUGAAGUGUUUCAGUCCA
This is a messenger RNA of Branchiostoma floridae (Florida lancelet), 1936 nucleotides long. RefSeq names its product collectin-12-like. Lineage: Eukaryota; Metazoa; Chordata; Leptocardii; Amphioxiformes; Branchiostomatidae. The record is from RefSeq and is a predicted model, not a curated record.